Messenger RNA from Neolamprologus brichardi, 710 nucleotides. Its product is annotated as myeloid-associated differentiation marker homolog. NCBI's taxonomy places the organism in Eukaryota, Metazoa, Chordata, Actinopteri, Cichliformes, Cichlidae. Gene Ontology annotation, cellular component: membrane. The record is from RefSeq and is a predicted model, not a curated record.
GCCAUAAAAAAUUGCAUGAGACUCUAAAACACCACUUACUAAUCAUUUUCUUUUUCUUACAGGUUCGUCUGCCUGACAGAGGAAACUCCCACAAAUAAGAGGAAUCUGUUCUGCUUCUCUCAUCGCCCAAUUCACCUCUCAUCAUGGCAAUAGUCCUCCACUUCAACCUUCUGCUGUGGACACGGCUGGCAGCCCUGGCUUUCUCCUGUGUGGCAUUCUCUGUGGCCGUGCAUGGUGCCAGGACCAUCCCCAUCAUCGGAGACUGGUGCAUCUUCUGCUGGGCCUUCAGUUUUGCCGGCACUCUGCUCGUGUUUCUGGUGGAGCUUUUCGGUCUGCAGACGAAAGUCCCUGUUUCCUGGAAGAACUUCCCUAUCACCUUUGCCUGCUACGCUGCCCUACUCUGUUUGUCCACCUCUAUCAUCUUCCCAAUCUACUUCCUCAAACAUUCCACAGGACCCAGUACGAUUCGCGACUACCGUAUUGUGGCAGCCUUCUUCUCUUGCUUGGCUACCAUUGCUUACAUAAGUGAGGUGAGCAUCAGCAAGGCGCGUCCGGGUGAGGUGGCCGGCUACAUGGCCACAGGACCUGGACUAUUGAAAAUCUGUGAGACCUUCGUGGGCAUGACAGUGGCUGUACUCACCGGUGUCAACUUCAUCCUCUACCUGGCAGACCUGAUCUACUCCACCCGUCUGGUAUUUGUCAACGCAUGA